This is a messenger RNA of Mucor mucedo, 515 nucleotides long. RefSeq lists its product as uncharacterized. The coding region runs from base 33 to 455 and encodes 140 amino acids. Lineage: Eukaryota; Fungi; Mucoromycota; Mucoromycetes; Mucorales; Mucoraceae. The record is from RefSeq and is a predicted model, not a curated record. Gene Ontology annotation, molecular function: calcium ion binding. The transcript is spliced from 3 exons.
UUUUUUUUUUUCUCGCCUUUUUUAUUUCUAAAAUGCAAAAAGAGAUAACUGUGCUAUUGCUGUGUAUUUUAUUGGUUGUAGUCAAUGCAAUCGAAUUUAAAAACAAGGACCAUUCGAAUUAUGGCGACACCAAGGAUAAUAAAGCACAUAUCAAGGAGCAUUUGAAUUCAUUGUCAGGAAAAUCAAGUGAGAUACCACCCGAUUUGAGUGACGAAGAUAUGAUUUAUUAUCUUUUCUUGAUUCACGAUGUCAAUGGUGAUGGUUUUUUGGACGGUCAUGAAUUAAGAACCGCUUUCACUGAUUUCGGUGAUGAACACGAAGACGCUACAAAGUACUUGUCAUUGGACGAGGUCACGGACAUGAUUGACCAUGUGUUGGAAGAAGAUGACAAGGAUGGAGAUGGCCUUAUUAGUUGGUCAGAAUAUCUUGAGUCACAAAACUAUCAUCAAAAGUAGUAACAAGCAAACAAAUAAAGCCUCCCCCCCCCCCUUAUUUUUUUUUUGACAUCAUUUGCC